CAGGCGGCGGCGUGGGCCGGGAAGAGCGACGGUGACCCUGGGAGCGGCGGCGAGGAGGUGGGCCGAGCGCGGGACUCCAUGUGGGCGCCGGCACGCAGGGUUGUAGCGCGGGGUCGCCAUGGCGGAGCUGCAGCAGCUGCGGGUGCAGGAGGCGGUGGACUCCAUGGUGAAGAGUCUGGAGAGAGAGAACAUCCGGAAGAUGCAGGUAGCGGGGGGGCCAUGCCCGGGAGUCCCGGCCGCUCGCAAUUCCCUUCCCGCAGCCGCGGCGCGCCGCUGCGCGUCUCCCCGCAGACCCCAGUCGGAGUAUCCUUGGGGUCGCCGCGGCGCCCUCGGAGGCACCUCUCAGCUUCAGAAUUCCUGGAGCUUCCGCCGAGCGGUUGAAAUCUAUGCUCCUUCCUCAGGCGCAAGGCCCUCCCCCCGCCCCGCAGGCCAGCUCGAAGGAGCGGGUGUUAGACCCCGGGCCAGGGGCCUCAUGUUCCGGUGUAGUGCCAGCUGUUGUGAGGACAGCCAGGCGUCCAUGCAGCAGGUACACCAGUGCAUUGAACGCUGCCAUGCGCCUCUGGCCCAAGCCCAGGCCCUGGUGACCACUGAGUUGGAGAAGUUCCAGGACCGCCUGGCCCGGUGCACCAUGCAUUGCAAUGACAAAGCCAAAGAUUCCAUAGAUGCGGGAAGUAAAGAGCUUCAGGUGAAGCGGCAGCUGGAGAGUUGUGUGACCAAGUGUGUGGAUGACCACAUGCACCUCAUCCCGACCAUGACCAAGAAGAUGAAGGAGUCUCUCUUGUCCAUUGGGAAAUAGAAGUCUUUGCAGUUGGCCAUCUGGGCUGACAGUAGGAAUCUAUUUAAAAAGAGAAAUGGACGUUUUGGUCUUUUAAGUGAAGUUUAUGAAGAAAUUAAGGAUGGCAGCAAGUUUGAGGCAUGUGUCACUUGCCUCUGGACACUGGUUCCUUUAUGUUCCAACCCUGGAAAGUGAAAUGAAAAAACUUGGUGCUAAAAUUUGGGUCAGAGAUAGCACAGGAGAGUUUUUGAUAGCCUAAAUUUCACGUGCUUGUCCUGGCACUAGGGAUCUCCCUUGUACCAAGCCAGAGCCCUCCAAGGUACCAAAUUCUCCUUAGUAUACAGUUACCAACAGGCUGGCAGGUACCUCUUAACCUUCUUGGGAUCUGGUGGUAUGAGCAGAGGUGUUUCUAAAAGGAUCACUGAAUCAUUUUCAGUCGGCUGUAAAACAAAGUCCAUGAGAUCACUAAUUUAGAAUGGAUAAAAGGUUUCAGGGUCUUUGUUUUCCUUGAUUUUAUUUUAUAUACAAGGGCAUGAAGUUGAUUUAAGAUGUGGAGUUGGGAGAGGUAGUUUGGAUAAGAACUUUCAACAGUUCUUAUGGAUAUCUGCUUCAGCCAAUGAAGAUGUGGAUAUGCAUUUCUUGAAAAACACAUUACAUCUUUCAGCUGGAAGACCCUGCAAAAACAUGAGAGGCGAUGUUACACUGGGUACGGGAAGCAGACCUUCCUUCUCAUUGGCUGCCAUGGUGGGCCCUGAGACUAUCUGCAGCAGAGCGACAGGACAAUCUUGCAGUGAUACUCUCCCUUGUAGGGAAGCAGGGGGUUGAUUGCACUAUGUAUCAGUAUCCAGGAAUGAACAUUGAAGGAGGAACUGUUGCCUUCUUAAUUAAGAGAAUUAUUAAGUACUGGAUUUGGAAGAACCUGGUUUUUAUAGAACAGAAUGGAAUGAAAUCCUAAACUCAGUAUUGCUUCUCUCUCCCCCUGAAAUAACAGAGCCCUAUUGAGCCAAUCUCUAGGCAACAGGAAGGUCAAAGGAGAUAAAGUAAGCAACUCAGGGGUGAGCUCUGUGAUUCCUUUAAAGCAAAAAGAGGGGCAACCCCCCCCCAUUACCAAAUAUCACUUUUGCUUGGGGCCUUUGCAGCAAGCAGUGUUCCUGCCCUAGCUCUAGCACCUUUUCAUUUUGAUAAAGACCUUAUUGUCUUUCUACCAUCUUACUACUUGAAAUGAUAAUAUAGCCUGUGUUUGGUGUUUUGAGGCUGUGAUAUAUUUUCCUAGCGGUUCUGUUUUAAAAAAUAAAUAAGGUUUAGUUUUUCCUCCA
Messenger RNA from Hyaena hyaena (striped hyena), 2091 nucleotides. It is a transcript of the gene TIMCC, whose product is annotated as family with sequence similarity 136 member A. The record is from RefSeq and is a predicted model, not a curated record. NCBI's taxonomy places the organism in Eukaryota, Metazoa, Chordata, Mammalia, Carnivora, Hyaenidae. Gene Ontology annotation, cellular component: cytoplasm.